This is a messenger RNA of Effrenium voratum, 351 nucleotides long. The record is from the annotation of a GenBank genome assembly. NCBI's taxonomy places the organism in Eukaryota, Dinophyceae, Suessiales, Symbiodiniaceae.
AUGUCCACCCGUUUCAUCGCGAGUUGUGUCCUCGCUUGCGUCGUCCUUGCCGGUGGGGCGAGCGUUUCACCCACAUUUGCGUCCGAAAGCGUCACCGAGAUCGCCGACGGCCAGCCUUGGCAGGUGACCAUGUUCAAUGGCCGGCGCGGCGAAAUGACGUUCAAUCCCGACGGCACGCUCAAGAUGCGCCGUGGUGUGAUGAACAUGCGCGGAAACUGGACUUCCGACGGCGAACAGGUAUGCCUGAACAUGGCCAACAUGCCGCGGCGCUGCGUGAUCUUCGAGAAGACCGCCGACGGCUACAUCGCUGUCAAUGGCGAGAACAUGGCCUUUGCCAUCAGGCGCCCCUGA